AUGACGCUUACAAAAAGAAAUAUUUUAAGCGUGUCCGCUUCAGUUUUUGAUCCCUUGGGAAUGCUUUCUCGUGUCACGGCAAAACUCAAAUCAUUAUUCCAACUUCUCUGCAAGGACAAGUUGGACUGGGAUGAUUUGAUACCAAAAGACACAGAAGAAGUUUGGCUCAAAUUUCUAAGCGAAUUAAAAAACCUAAAAGAAGUCAAACGUUUUCGGUAUGUUUUUUCUAACAAUUUUCAUUCCGGAUUUAGGGUUGAGCUGCACGGGUUUUGCGACAGCUCAAAAGAAUUAUAUUGUGCCGUGGUCUACUUUCGUCUUGUCUCCAGAGAUGACGUCAAAGUGAGUUUCUUGGCUUCCAAAACGAAAGUAGCUCCUUUAAAAGUCUUAACUAUUCCAAAGUUGGAACUUUUAGGUUGUUUGCUGUUAAGUAGGUUACUUAAUCAAAUAGUCAAUAGUCUUGGUAACCGUGUUAACAUCCAAAAUAUUCUUUGUUGGUGUGAUUCGGAGGUUGCUCUCUCUUGGACUCGGGGUAAAGAAAAGUCUUGGAAGCCUUGGAUUGAAAAUGUUGAAAUUCGGAAGGUGGUAGAUAGGAGCGGGUGGAAAUAUGUUAAGAGUGAAGAAAAUCCGGCGGAUGUCCCCACAAGGAUGUCCUCUGAUUUAAGUCAGUCCUUUGCUGGGUGUUGGUUUCAAGGUCCUUCGUUUCUCUUAUCGCCAGCGGCAUUUAGUGAGGAGACCGUUGACGCUUGUGCUUGUGAGAAUCCUUUGGUGGGGAGGACUGGAGUUAGUAACUUCAGUAACGUGACCCCACGAAGGCACAACAAACCAAGCAUGUUCAAUAAAUGCUGUCAUUGACAACAAUAGCUCGCUCAAAAAACUUAUCAUUGUUACUGGUUACGUAUUACGAUUUUUAAACAACUUAAACAAGAGAGUAAAGCAAGAUAAAGACCCUAACGUAAUCACGGACGAGAUGUUGACAGUCGACGAGUAUGACGAUGCGUUACGAAUGUGGAUUAAAUGCGAACAGUCCCAGUUGUUACAACAAGACAACUACGACAAGCUCAAAGCAUCUUUACAAUUGUUCGAAGACAAGAAUAAAAUACUACGUUUGCGAGGACGAUUUGCAAAUACAACUUUGACAUUCGAAGAACAAUAUCCAAUUAUUCUUGGGAAUAAACAGAGUCAUUUUACACGGUUAAUCAUCUUAGAUGCACAUGAGGAAACAAAACAUCACGGUGUCGAGACUACGUUAGCACAUAUCCGACGAAACUAUUGGAUUGUAAAAGGAAGGAAGCAAGGCGGUCAAAGAAAUAUUGAAGAAAUGUGUAUUGUGCACUCGCUAUCAAGGAUUACCUAUGCGUGGUCCUGCCAGUCCACACCUACCAGACUAUAG
Molecule: messenger RNA, 1390 nt
Organism: Paramuricea clavata
Lineage: Eukaryota; Metazoa; Cnidaria; Anthozoa; Malacalcyonacea; Plexauridae
Source: the annotation of a GenBank genome assembly